GUGGACAUGAAGAAGGUGAAGCUUGAUGUCAUCAAGCCAUGGAUAACAACUAAAAUCACCCAGAUAUUGGGCAUCGAAGACGACGUAGUCAUCGAAUUUGUCUAUAAUCAAUUAGAGGAUCAGUAUAAGUAGAAAAGAAAGAGAGAAAGACAGAGCGAGACCGAUUGGUGGGGCUCUAUCAACCGAUUUGUCCAAAUGGCAUUCGGAAGUACACGCCCAUCUGACUCUACUCCGUCUUCAAACUUCUUCUUCCUCCUCUUCGUCGUCUUGGCAUUAUUCAAUCAAUCAAUCAAUCAGUCAGUCAGCCGGCUUUAUAAUCAUCGCAGACACUUGUCAUCAGCUCUUCCUACCAGAUCAACUGUAAUCGACAGCACCAUCAUCACCAACAGCACCAGCAGUUGCAGUAACAACAACAACAGCAUCUUCAGUACCAGACAAUCAUGGACAUCAGACAUCAUCAUCAGUCCAGUCUUCAUGUCAAUGCUGAAUCAUCGUGCCUAAGUACUAGGCAUUCCUGCAGCUGAUCAUCAUCACUGACAUCUUAAGAUGUCGGUGGUAAAUCUCCUUAGCUGUCACGGACAGCAGGCAGAUAUUAUGUCUGCAGCGCUGAUAAAAUUUCAUCAGGACAUCCCCAAGUCAUUUGGAGUACAGCCACAACUGGACCCCAGUUCAAAUCCUAUUGCUGCUCAACAUCAUGCUGCUGGUGAUACCUUGGGUCCAUCAUCGAGAGGAAUGGACACCAACUUAUCCUGGGACUUAAGUCAACACUCUUGGAGGUAUCAAUCAAUUGUGUGUUUUUUACGAGCUGGGCACAUGUAUCACAUGGCAAUAGAUGCUCUCUGUCUCAUUGAUGUGACAGUUUCCGGAUCCACGAAAAAUGCAGAUAAAUUUAACGGGUUUUCUGAAUGCUAAAAACGCACGCUCGUUUAUGGGCGAGCUGUGGGAUUUGUUGGUUUCAGCGCAAGAAAGUGUUACGGGUAUACCCGAAGCUUUCUUGCAGCAGAAAAAAGAUCAGAUUAAAAAACGUCUGGAGGAGCAAGAAAAACUGCAGGCGUCAAUAGCUGAGAAGGAGAAAGAGAAGGAGAAGGAGAAGGAUGAAGCGGAUAAAAUAAAGAAAGAAGAAAAAGAACGCGGCAGUUCAAAAGAUCGUAAAAGAGAUCGUAGUCGUGAGCGCGAUAGAGACAGAAACAAAAGAAGUCGAUCAAGAGACAAACAUCGUGAUCGUGAUCGUUCAACUCGUAAACACAAAUCGCAUUCGAAAUCACCAAGUAAAUCAGUGUCUAAAGAUAAUGGCAAAGAUGUAACAGAUAUUAAAGUUGACAAAGAAGAUUCACCUCAACCGGAAAAUGCAAUUCCUCUUAUGCCUAUUAAAACAAAACCAGAAGCAGCUGUUGCAAUAUCGCGAUUACAAGCAAAAUUAAUGAGUAUAGCUGAUGGUAAAAAGAAAAAUCGUUCGGUGUCACCGGAAAAUGAUAAAAAGAAAUCACGUUCAAAAUCACCAUCGACUAACCGUCAGAAAAAAUCUAAAUCAAAAUCACCAACGGCAGCUACAGUAACAUCAACAACAACGACAAUUACACCGACAACGACAACAACUAAAAGUAGCCGUAGAUCACGGUCUCCAGUGUCGAGAUCACGUAGAUCCCGUUCUAAAUCACGAUCGCGCAGAUCAAGAUCUAAAUCAAAAUCACGGCGUUCUAAAUCACGUUCCGGUGAUCGCUCAAAGUCACGGAGGUCAAAAUCACGUUCGCGUAAUUCACGCAGCAAGUCGAGAUCGCGAUCUAAAAAAUCACGAUCCAAGAGUGUAGAUCGCAGCAAAAGUCGCAAGUCGCGAUCGGAUUCAAGUGACUCCGGGUCGUCUAAAUCAAGAUCUAAAUCACCGGACAAGAGGAAAGAUCAUAAAAAACGAAACGCCAGCUCGAGCAGCAGCUCUGACAGCGGUGACGAUAAACGCGGUGGUAAAGAUAAAAAUGAUUUUGAAAUUCGUAAGAAGAAAGACGGGGUUCAGGCCAAAAGAUCGUAUCGCAAAACAAAUAAAGAUGAUAGCGGCAGUGAUAGUGAUUCAAGUCGCGAGAGAAAAUCCGGUACCAAGAGACGCAGUAUUUCACCGAGGAAAGAUCGUGACAGGUCGAGAGAUCGUGACAGAUCACGAGACCGUUCACGCGAUCGUAAUCGCAGACGUUCAAUGGAUCGUGAUCGAGAUCGACGAAGGGAUCAUGACAGAGAUCGUGAUCGCAUGGAUAGAUAUAGCGGCGGUCGUAAUAUGAGACCGCCAUCAUCACGGCGUGCGCCUGAUUGGCGAAGAAGUCCACCACGUAGAAGUCCUAUGAGAUAUCGUCGGCGAAGUCCCAGUCCCAAUCGACGCAGACGUUCACCAGAUCGUCGUCGCAGGUCAUCAGAGCGUCAUGAUCAUCGUAGAUCACACGAACGCCGCAACAGCAGACGUUCACCAGAUAUUCGCGAUAGAUCCAAUAGGUAUGAUAGGUCUUCUUCACGUGACAGAUCUACAAGGCGAGAUCGUUCAAGGGAUCGUCGGGAUAGGGACAGGAGAUCGAAAUCCAAAGACGUACGCUCGUCGCUGGACCACUUGAAGGACAACAAGAAGGUGUCUCCCGACCGUACCAAGGAUCUGGUCAAGGAGAAGCCCAAGGAGAAGAAAGCUGUUGACGAAAAGCCCAAGGUUGCCAGUGAUUCUACUACACGAAAAGAAAUUCGUAAUGGACGUUCCAAGUCUAGUAGCUCUGACAGUAGUGAAAGUAGUUCUUCUGAUGAUGAGCAAGCUAGGAAAUCGACAGAACUUAAAUUGUCACAGGAAAAACGUGAACGCGAGCAACGAGAACGUGAGCAACGCGAACGCGAACAACGGGAAUGUGAGCAGCGUGAACGCGAACAAGCUGAAGAAUUGAUACGACGAGAAAAGGAACGUGUGGCUAAAGAAGAAGCUGCUAAACGUCAAGAGAAAGAAAUUCUCAAGAAAUUUGAACCUAUUCCUGCAGCUGUUCCUGCCACUAUUCCGGCCAAGAAACCUGAAGUCAAUGUUUCACCGAAAAAACUUUCUGCUACUUCAUUACCUCUUUCACGUCACAGGUUUUCAAAGAGUUUGUCACGCACACCGUCACCUUUCAAGAAAACUGAAGAUAUCAUCGCUGCUGCCGCUGCUACUGCUAAGCCUAAAGCAGCUCCCAAAGACAACAAAGACGAUGCUUUGAAAUCAAUAACAAUGCCACCGACUGAGGUAUUCCAAUUAAAGAAAGACGAUCGGUCAUCAUUUAAAUCAAUAAAAUUGCCAGCGGAAGAUAAUAAAAAACCAGCGAUAAAAGUUCUGGAAGUAGUUAAUGCUAAAAAAUCAAUGGAAAUCAUUAAGAAAACGCGUAAAGACAAAAUAGAGCAUUCGUCAGAUUCCGAGGAUAGUGAGGAAGAUGUAAGAGCGAAGCAACGUAAAAAUGACAAGGCUAGAAAAUCGAGAAAGGGUUCGAUUGAAGAAGAAAAAGCUGACAAAGCUGACAGCAGCUCCGAGUCUGAUGACGAACGUACAAAACAUUCUGAUCAAUUGAAACGUAUCAAGGAAAUAACAACACGCGCUGAAUUAAUUGACGAGCGUCUUAAGGAACGCAGUAAAGAAUUAAAUAAAAAACGGGAUGCUAGUGAGACUGAUUUACGUAGAAGAUCACGUAAAGAUAUUGAAGAGGAAGUUAAGAAAUCUAAACGUACAAGAAAAGAAUCCUCGUCUGAAGACGAUGAACCGAAGUCUAAGAAGUACAGUCGUGAUGAUGAUAAAUCACGAUCAAGAAAAUCUAAAAAGGAUUCUAGUUCGGAUGAUGAGCCUAAGAAAUCACGGAAACGACGUGACAGUUCGUCGGAUGGAGAAAAAUCACGCACAAGAAAGACUCAAAAAGACCCGGUUGCAAGUGAUGAUGAGCGGCCAGUUAAAGUUAAAAAAUCAAGGAAGGAUUCUAGUUCUGAUGACGAAGAACUCGAGAAAGAGUCGAAGAAAAAACGUAAAGAUGACAGUUCUGAUGAUGAAAAGGUUAAGAAGAAACGUAAGAAGAGAGCUAAAACCAGCACAAGUGAAUCAGAGGAGAGUGAAAUAGAAGAGAAGAAACGUAAGAAGGAAAAGAAACACAAAAAGCAUAAGAAGCACAAGAAACAUCGUAAGCAUAAAAAAAAAAAAGUUGCUGAUUCUGAAGAAUCAGAUGUGAGUGAAGGCAAUACCGAGGAACUUGAAAAAAAACUCCGGGAAAAAGCGCUUAAAUCAAUGAAAAAAGGACACAGUAUCGAACGAAGUGACUGAAUAUUUUAAAAAAUAACAAUUAUUAUUUCGUUUUUUUUUUUUUUAUAAUUAUUAAAUA
This is a messenger RNA of Microplitis mediator, 4349 nucleotides long. It is a transcript of the gene Srrm1, whose product is annotated as serine/arginine repetitive matrix protein 1-like. The coding region runs from base 878 to 4291 and encodes 1137 amino acids. Lineage: Eukaryota; Metazoa; Arthropoda; Insecta; Hymenoptera; Braconidae. The transcript has 12 exons. Gene Ontology annotation, cellular component: spliceosomal complex. Gene Ontology annotation, biological process: regulation of mRNA splicing, via spliceosome; mRNA processing. Gene Ontology annotation, molecular function: RNA binding. The record is from RefSeq and is a predicted model, not a curated record.